GCCAACGACCCCGGCAUCUUGAUCAACAUCUACGGCCUGAAGGGUGUCCCCGAUAUGGACGGCAAGCCGUACACCGCUCCGGGCCCGGCACCCAUUUCGUGCUGAGCUGGGCUGGGUUGAGUUGGACCGAAACAUGACGAGUCUCCUUUUCAGGUUGUUUCAAAGUAUGUCGCUGUUGCCAGGGAAACUCGCUGCUGCGAGGAUACCGCUGGUGCCGGACGAGGAAACUUCGGGGUUCAUAGAUCAUCGAUCAUGGUUGAUUCACACACGCCGUAUACACAGCGAGUAUAUGAGUGUAGGGCAUGUGGGGCAUGCGCUGGUAAGGAAUUUUUGGGAUUUAAGCACGGCUUUGCUAGGGGCAGCCCAGGCGGGCCAGCUCACAGCGGCAGAGACCAGGGAUAGGCAUUCUUCACCGUCUCUGCAGCCGGAACCCUUUCUUGUAUGUAAAUACACUACGUUAGCAUGCCCUGUCAACAUCUCCAAAAACACUCUCUUGACUCUCUUGUUCAAGAAAGGCGUCGCGCUCGCUGUACACUCUAAUCCCUGAAUGUAUGUUGGCCUGGUAUUGGGGAACAAGGAGAAGGUUAUCGCAAAUACGGAAUAAAUCGGCAGAAAUGGCCUAUAAUAGGUACUUUUAGAGAAGAGAUAGGCCUCUGGGAUUCUAGAAUAGGGGUUCUAAUAGUUAUUACCUCCCCUGGUAAAAAAAAACUUGUAGGGCGAAUAGUAAGGAACUGAGGCACUUCAAAUCUUGGAAAGUCCCCC
This is a messenger RNA of Lasiosphaeria miniovina, 762 nucleotides long. RefSeq lists its product as uncharacterized. The record is from RefSeq and is a predicted model, not a curated record. The transcript has a single exon. Lineage: Eukaryota; Fungi; Ascomycota; Sordariomycetes; Sordariales; Lasiosphaeriaceae. Bases 134 to 547 code for a protein of 137 amino acids.